GUACUUUGUCGAAAUUACACGUGAAUUCAAGGGUUUGAACGAAUUACGUCUCUCUGUCUGUAAUUUGAAAGAUUCUUACAAUUAUGUCCAAUCCGUCAGAAAUUGGGACCUAUAGUUGGUGAUGCCACUUACUACCAUAUAUUAUAAUACCAAAAAUGCCCUUACACUGAUGAAAUUACCUCUACACCAUACCUUCUUCCUCCUCUCUCUCGUCUUCGUGUCUGCCACUGCUGCGAUGAAACCUACCCAAAUUUGCAGUGGAUGUGUUAGGUCUGGGUGUUGCGAAUUUGGUGGCGGAUGGGAUUUCAAUGGGUUUUGGGGAUUUUGUGUCCAGUAGCACGGAGAGGGACAUGGCUGCAAAAGAGAGGAUGGUCACUGAGUGGGAGAUCACUAACCAGAAUGGACACUCACGGCCACAGGAAGACUACUUAAUCCAGAGAUAUCAAGCUCUUGGGAUGGAAUUUCAUGAUGCUAUCAACGUAGUGAAGGUGUUCUCCAAAUACAAGGACAUACUGGUGGACGAGAAGAUGACGGCCGAGAAACGAAUGUUACCACCAGACCAGGCGGAGAAUCCAUGGAAGAAUGGACUCAUCACCUUCGCGGCUUUCCUCAUCUUCAGGAGUUUUCCUCUGCUGUCAUUUAUCAUACUCCUCCCAUUCACUCGGAACGAGUCCAUCAAAUUCUGGGUUGCCUGUGCCCUCUUCACCCUAGCUCUAGCCAUUCUCGGCUUGGCCAAGGCUAAGAUUGCUGGUCAAAACUAUGCCCUCUCCAUUGCCGCCACCCUCUUCAACAAUGGGAACCUUGCUGUUGUCCAAUAAUAAAUCUUUCUUUAACGAAGGAUUUCUGUAAUCUCUGCUUUUUUUUUUGUAUGCAUUUUAUGCAGAGGGUACGGAUGAGAAUGGGUAACAUGGUCUUUUGUUGUUUAAAAUUAACAGCAUACUCACACCGUCGAGGAGCGUAAUUUUUCCAAAGAAAAAUGAUAUC
Macadamia integrifolia is the source of this 984-nucleotide messenger RNA. RefSeq lists its product as uncharacterized. The record is from RefSeq and is a predicted model, not a curated record. Gene Ontology annotation, biological process: intracellular manganese ion homeostasis. Lineage: Eukaryota; Viridiplantae; Streptophyta; Magnoliopsida; Proteales; Proteaceae. Gene Ontology annotation, molecular function: iron ion transmembrane transporter activity; manganese ion transmembrane transporter activity. The coding region runs from base 309 to 818 and encodes 169 amino acids. The transcript is spliced from 4 exons. Gene Ontology annotation, cellular component: membrane.